Molecule: messenger RNA, 1930 nt
Organism: Cercocebus atys (sooty mangabey)
Lineage: Eukaryota; Metazoa; Chordata; Mammalia; Primates; Cercopithecidae
Gene: LY6K
Product: lymphocyte antigen 6 complex, locus K
Exons: 3
Coding region: 396-758 (120 amino acids)
Biological process (GO): binding of sperm to zona pellucida
Cellular component (GO): acrosomal vesicle
Source: RefSeq, a predicted model, not a curated record
UUAGGGGUGCGCCCACGCUCUUCAGCGGAGAAAAUCCCCAACCCGGCCACUGGCCACUUUCUGUGGAGUGUGGGGUCCCCAAGGAGACGGCCCUGGGGCUCAGGUGCUGCGUUUCCCGGGGCUCCCGCGCCCGCUCCUGCCUGGCUGCCGGCCGCUCCGACACCAGCACAAGGCGGGACUCAGAACAGGCAUUCAGCACCGCCAGUGGCCGCGGGGCGCUGAGGGGGGCUCCAAGAACCCCGACAGCCCCGGCGGGUGGGAGGCGGGCGCCCUGGGGUCGGCGGGGCUCCCCCUACCGGCCAGACCCGGGGAGCGGCGCGCGGAGGCUGCGAAGGUUCCGGAAGGGCCAGGAGGGGGCGUCGCGCGCUGACUCUCACAGGGCGCCGCUGGGGACGAUGGCGCUGCUCGCCUUGCUCCUGGUCGUGGCCCUACCGCGGGUGUGGACAGACCUCAACCUGACUGCGAGACAACAAGAUCCGGAGGACACCCCGCAGACGGACGAGGGUGACGAUAGAGUGUGGUGUCACGUUUGUGAGAGAGAAAACACUUUUGAGUGCGAGAACCCGAGGAGGUGCCAGUGGACAGAGCCAUACUGCGUUAUAGCGGCCGUGACGACCCCUAGACCCGCAUUCCCAGUGCAUGUGGACAGGCCAUACCACGCAGAAGCCAGCCCUUCCCCAAAGCAGCAUUCAACACACAGGCCUGGCCCUCCUCCUCCCGACCCCCACUUGGUGCCCCAAUUGAGUGCGCACCUUUGAACAGGGCCACCAGGGGUAAGGCUUUGACCCAGACAGAAGGGCCUCGGUGUCAGGCGUUGGAAUUGCGUGAUUGCCUUCUCUUGGUCUUUAUUUCCUAUUAGAAAUAUUUCCACGUUUUUUCAUAAUUUCGAAGCAGUGCUCCGCUAGUUGUGCAGCGAUUGAGAUACCCAAGCCAGAGGAGAAGCCGUUUCUCCUGGAAGAGCCCCUGCCCUUCUUUUACCUCAAGUGUUGUAAAACUCGCUACUGCAAUUUACAGGGGCCGGCUAUCAACACAUCAUCGUUCAAAGAAUAUGCUGGGAGUGUGGGUGACAGCUGUGCUCGGCUGGGGCUGGCCGUCCUCCUGCUGCUGGUCUCCAUUGCGGCCGGCCUUAGCCUGCCUUGAGCCACGGGACUGUCAUGGACUGAGCCUUCUGAAGCAUGGACUUGCUCCAGACUAUUGUCACCUGUUGCAUUAAACUUGUUUUCUGUUGAUUACCUCUUGGUUUGACUUCCCAGGGUCUUGGGAUGGGAGAGUGGGGAUCAGGUGAAGUUGGCUCUUAACCCUCAAGGGUUCUUCAGCUCACAUUGAGAGGACGUCCAGAUCUCCUGAGUAGUGAUUUUGGUGACAGGGUUUUCUGUUUGAAAUCAAACCUUGUAACUCAUUUAUUGCUGACGGCCACUCUUUUCCUUGACUCCCCUCUGCCUCUGAGGGCUUCAGUAUUGAUGGGGAGGGAGGCCAAAGCACCACUCAUGGAGAGUAUGUGCCCAGAUGCUUCUGACCUUUCAGGUGACGCAGAAACACUGGGGGAGUCUGAAUGAUUGGGGUGAAGACAUCCCUGGAGUGAAGGACUCCUCAGCAUGGGGGACAGUGGGGCACACGUUAGGGCUGCCCCCAUUCCAGUGGUGGAGGCACUAUGGAUGGCUGCUUUUCCUCAGCCUUUCCUACCAGAUUCCAGGAGGCAGAAGAUAACUAAUUCUGUUGAAGAAACUUAGACUUCACCCACCAGCUGGCACAGAUGCACGGAUUCAUAAAUUCCCACACGUGUGUGUUCAACAUCUGAAACUUGGGCCCAGUAGAGAGCAUCAGGGUAAAUGGCCUUCAUUUCUCUAUCAAGAUGCAGCCAUCCACGGAGAGCUGAGAAAUCAGACUCAGAGUUCCACCCGAAACAAAUACAAGGGGACUUCAAAAGUUC